AUGUCGGCGGAUCUGUUUGCAGACUGGAAGAAGGAAGAAGCGUCGGUCCCUGACGUCCGAAGCGGCGCUGGGGGCUCUGGAGGAGGCGCCUACGACGGCGCUCUGUACGCGGCUGGUGCUGUGACGAGUGACGGGAAUCCUGCUGGCGGCCGCAGCAGCAGCAACAACAAUGAUGACUUUGACUUUGAGACGGUCGGUGACGACGACGCGUCGAGGCUCACGAAGCCGGAGAAGCCCCUGUUUGAACUUCGGGAGCACGGUCUUAAGAUCUCCCGUCGCAAGGGGUUCACGCUGAUCUGCAUGGGCGUGGGCAAUGGCGUACUGGCCAUGGGUUCUCAAGAGGGCGUCCUUCUCCGCUGUACGACGGAAGCCACCGACAGCAACGGGACGAUCGAGGAAAUCAUGAUUGAGCCACGUGUAGCCAUGUCUAGUGUGUUCAUUGAUCCCACAGGAGCCCACGUGCUCGUGUCGAUGGAAAAUGGCUCCAACUUUUACUUGCACACGGGAUCGACGCGUCCAAAGAAGCUUCUCAAGACCCAAGGAAUGCAGUUUACGAGCGUAGCGUGGGACCGCCAGUCUGGAUCGCCAGAAGCGUCGGAGCCUAUACUGAUUGGAACUACCUCGGGUGCAGUGUUUGAAGCAGCGUUUGAUGGAGGCAAGGAAAAAGCGGUGACCAAAGUGUUUCAGAUUGCCAACCAGGGAGCAAUUGCUGGCAUCGCUUUCGAGCACUGGCAUCUGCCAUCAGGAGAGAAGCGACACUAUGUCAUGCUCACGACGUCGGCAUCAGGAAAGAGACCGACGCGUGUGUUUCAGUUCAUGAGCGGAGGUCGAGGUGGCUUUGAAGCCAUGUUCCAAGAGUACACGAGUCCGGAUAAGCUACGUUUCCAGGAAAUGCCGGGGGACAUGACGACAGCAGAAUUGCGGUUUUAUGUCAAACAAAGCCGUGAACGCGCAAAAGGCUUUGGCGUACUAACGGGUGAGGGAGUGUACCAUGGAGAUUUCGUGUUCGGACUGUCGAGCACGAUGGAAAACGUGACGACAGGCACAGGAUUGCUAGCGUACCCUAGUAAACCGGAGAAGUCUUCGGACGGUCGUGGAUCAUGGACACCGCCAGUUUCGAUGGCAGUGACCCAGUACCACGUGGUUCUGCUGUUCGCACGCCAUAUUCAAGUCGUGUCGAAGCUGAGUGGUGUGGUUGUGAUGGAAGAAUCGUUCGACUCGCGAGUAGGCAAUGUGCACGGCAUUGUUGUGGAUGACACGUUCAACACAGUGUGGAUCCACUCAAGCCGUCGUAUCUUGGAGGUAGUUAUUGCUGACGAGGACCGCGAUGUAUGGAAGCUAUUCUUGAGCAAGGCUGUGAUGGGUAACGGUGACGAUCGCGAUUUUGAGCAGGCCUUGGCUGUCUGCCGCAAUGGAUGGGAACGUCAGCGCGUGCUGACAGCACAAGCAGACAAGCUCUUCGAUAAGGGGAAGUUUGAUCGUGCUGCUGUUAUGUACGCGAAGACAACGCGUUCGUUUGAAGAGGUGGCGCUGAAGUUUCUCGAAAUCGAGAGUCGUGACUCGUUGCUGUUAUUCCUGCUGCAGAAGCUGAAAAGCUUGGGAAGUGACGAGAAGACACAGCAGACUGUCUUAUGUUCAUGGAUCGUUGAACUGUUUCUGGACAAGUUCAAUGUGCUGAAGGGGAGUGUGCAAGAUGUUGAUGCGCAUGCUAACUUGCUGUUCGAGUUCAAGCAAUUCCUGCAAGAUCAGAAGAGUCAUCUCGAUCCGGCCACGACUUUCAAUUUAAUCCUUAGCCACGGCCGACCGGAUGAGCUUGUGUUCUACGCAACUCUUAUCGAAGAUUACGAAAAAGUGAUUACGUAUCAUGUGGACCGCGGCGAGUACGGAGCUGCAAUCGAGUUGCUUCGUAGCGUAGAAACGUCGAAAGUGGAAGAGCUGUGGUACAAGUAUUCACCCGAGCUUAUCAUUCAUAAGCCAAAGGAGGUAUACGAGGCAUGGCUGGAGGCCGCUACACUGAACCCGACGCGUCUCAUUCCGUCAAUUGUGCGUCAUGUGCACCAGAAGAGCGAUGCGGGCGCGGAAUCGGCCAGCACUACAACAAAAAGUCGCUCCGUUUUGGAUAUGGCCAUUCGGUUCCUGAAGUUUGCCAUCAAGCAGGGCAACCGCGAUCCGACGAUCCACAACUACCUGUUAUUUCUGCUGGCCAAGCACCCUGACGAGCGCUUGCUCAUUAGCUUCUUGCGCAAAAGGCACAAUGGCAAGCAUCUGUUUGACAUUGCCUUUGCUCUGCGCUUUUGCACACAGAACGAAAAGAACCGUGCUUGCAUUUACAUCUACUCUGCGAUGGGGCUAUACCAGGACGCCGUGGAAAAGGCACUGCAAGUCGAUGUGAAAAUUGCCAAGGAAAUGGCUGGCAUGCCCGAGGAUGAUGAGACUCGCAAGAAACUGUGGACGCUGAUUGCCAAACAUACGAUCGACGCUGGAGGUGAGAUCAAGGACGCCAUGAACAUUUUGAAGGAGAGUGAUUUGUUGAAGAUUGAGGACAUCCUGCCUUUCUUCCCUGACUUCGUCCUGAUCAACGAUUUCAAGAAGGAGAUUUGCGAGUCGCUCGAAGUGUACAAUGACCGCAUUGAACAGCUGAAGGAAGAGAUGCAAGACUACACCCAGUCGGCCGAAUUGAUUCGUGCUGACAUGCAGCAACUGCGCAAACGUUGUGCUGUCGUGUCCGGCAACCAACGCUGUGAGCUCACCGGUCAGAACAUCCUGGGUAAGGAAUUCUACCUUUUCCCGUGCUCCCACGCUUUUCACGCUGGCGCACUCCGUCAAGAGAUGCAAAAGCAUCUGAAUAGUUUUCAGCGACAAACGGUAAAGCAGCUUGUUCAGAAACUCAAUGAGCUUUCCACUGAAAUGCCGGCGAGCACGAACUUUUUCCAGCGACCGCUGUCAGCCUUCCCUUUUCUCAACUUGUCGUCGAGCGAGAAGGAAGCGAUGACGCCCGGUUCCGAGGGAAGCAGCGCCGCGACAACCGCAAAGGCAAAAAGUGCUGCGAAAGAGCAGUCCAUUGCGCAGGAGCGUGAGAUGGUGCAGCAAAAGCUGGACGAGAUCAUCGCGUCCGAGUGCAUGUUCUGCGGUGAGGUAAUGAUCAAGUCGAUUCACACGCCUUUCAUCACACCGGAAGACGAGGCGAACGAAGGCAGCGAGUGGGCCAUUUGA
Peronospora matthiolae is the source of this 3213-nucleotide messenger RNA. Lineage: Eukaryota; Oomycota; Peronosporomycetes; Peronosporales; Peronosporaceae. The record is from the annotation of a GenBank genome assembly.